UUGCAACAAAAUUUAAAAUUUUUGUAUAUUAAAGCGAAGCAAAUUAUUUCUGUUUGAAAUCAUGUGCUCACCUUGCGGACCGUGUAGCCCAUGUGAUCCGUGCUGUGGACCCUUUGAAUGCUCUCCUAAGUGUUAUAAUGCUGCUCAAUUGGAGGCCUUACCGCAAUGUGCACCUCGCAUACCACCACCGUUUCCGAAAUGUAUAACUGUACAGCAACCGCCGAGGCUCAUAUGCAAAAAGCGUGUAGUUUUUACGGAGAAAAUUGUACCUGAGCCUAUGGUCGUAAAUCGAUGUCGUCAAAUUACUGUACCGAAAGUGGUGGACGCAACUCGUGUUAUUAAGGUUCCAAAACUUAUUUGGGUCUCACAAAUGGUUCGGGAGCCACGCGUUAUAUAUUAUCCAUCUAUGAUCCCAGAUCCCUAUGUAGUGUGCUAUCCGAAACGAGUUUGCGAACCCAGGGAAGUUUGUCAGUCUAUUUUGUGCCAACCAAAACCACAAACAAUCGAUAUACCACCUCCACGAGAAUAUUGUUGUUAUCCCAAUGGGCCAAUAAACUACAAGCCAAGUGCUGCGUGUCCACCGUGUCCUAUAGGCCCUUGUGCACCUAGUGGAGCUUGUUGUCCUCUUCCUUGCUUCUCUACUAAUCAAUAUCCAGUCUGUGAAACUCGCUGUGGACCUUGUGGACCUUGUGGACCUGGACGUUGUGCACCAUGUGGACCUGGACGAUGUGGACCAUGUGGACCAUGUGGACCAUCUGGACCAUGUGGACCAUGUGGAGGUACUUGCGCUGUACCUAAUUGUGGGCCAUGUGGUUUGACCAUG
Drosophila navojoa is the source of this 823-nucleotide messenger RNA. Its product is annotated as DBF4-type zinc finger-containing protein 2 homolog. Lineage: Eukaryota; Metazoa; Arthropoda; Insecta; Diptera; Drosophilidae. The record is from RefSeq and is a predicted model, not a curated record.